AGAUUGCGCACCUCAAGCCCCACAUUGCCGCCCCACCAUCCCGAACGUUCCACUCGUGACUGUCUGUCGGCGGCGCCCAAAGCGCAUUGUCACUGAUGACGCUCGUGAUUGCAACAAGAAGCAAUGCUUCACGAAUUCGUGACGCUCUCUGGAAUGAGCUGGACGCGCUGCGCCUUGCAGCGAUCUCAAACAGGCAAGUCCAUUCCCGCUUCUUCUAUCUGUUGGCCCUUCCUGCAGUGAGGCACCUGCACCACGACUCGAUUCUCACGCCACGUGCCGAUGACACAUUUCGAACGCUGCCUGGUUCUCCCAGGCCAGAAGCGCUAUCGGCAAGUGGCGAGGAGACCUUCGACAAGAAGCGCGAGCUCACUAUUGUCCACUAUCGGAACAAGAGCAAGUGCAAACUCACAAAUGCAGCUCGUUCGCCCCCGGUCAAAUGACCCGUGGAGAACCUAGUGCGUCACUCGAGUGGCUGACUGUCCGAGAUGUUGCAGGUAUAUACGAGACAAUGCAUCGCGCAUCCGCCAGAAGGCCACAGCUGGCGCCUGGACGCCAGAUGGAGCACCGCUACCACGAUUGGUAAAAGGGAUACAUGGUAGCGGCCGACAGCUGUGGGAGGAAUUUCUGUCUACCACGCUGAGCAGAUGCGGCAUAUCUGAUUCCUCGUCAUCCAUAAGGCUGGUCGUGAAGACCGCUGCAGC
Molecule: messenger RNA, 701 nt
Organism: Ceraceosorus bombacis
Lineage: Eukaryota; Fungi; Basidiomycota; Exobasidiomycetes; Ceraceosorales; Ceraceosoraceae
Source: the annotation of a GenBank genome assembly